UAUUCCAGAGAGGGGAUGAGUGAGAUGUGUGCACAUGGCUUAACGGAGUUCCUCUUUCAUUAAAGAGCUCUUCUCUGGACCAUCUGCCGCUCACUGUCCUCUUAGCUCCUCACAGCCUCCCAAAUCACCAUCCUUCAUUGUCAGCUCUUUUCCACAAAAGGGAUGUAAUUACUGGGGGAAAACAGAGAAAGCAUGGAUGUGUCAAUGGCAAGUGUUGCAGGUCUUGAAGGACCAGGACAUGCAAGCCCUGACCACCUAGCCUAAUUCCCUGGACCAGUUCAAGAGUUGCCUACAUAGCUGAACUACAGAGAAUCUGGAGGUCCACCAAUUCAAGAAAAUGAACCAGGAGGACUUCCAGUCUCGCCCCAUCCAGGAACUGCGGGAAAAAAUCCAGCCAGAGAUCAUAGAGCUGAUCAAACAGCAGAGGCUGAACCGCCUAUGCGAGGGCACCUGCUUCCGCAAGAUCAGCACCAGAAGGAGGCAAGAUAAGUUCUGGUACUGCCGUCUGUCACCAAAUCACAAGGUCCUGCAUUAUGGGGACCUGGAAGAGAGCCCCCAGGGUGAAGUGCCCCACGAUUCCCUGCAGGAGAAAUUGGCAGUGGCUGAUAUUAAAGCGGUCGUGACUGGAAAAGACUGCCCUCACAUGAAGGAGAAAGGAGCCCUCAAACAGAACAAGGAGGUGCUGGAACUGGCAUUCUCUCUUCUGUAUGAGUCAGAUGAAUAUUUAAACUUUGUCGCUCCUGACAAGCACGAGUACUGUGUGUGGACAGAUGGGCUGAAUGCUCUCCUAGGGAAGGAGAUGACCAGUGACCUCACCAAGUCUGACCUUGACACCCUGCUCAGCAUGGAAAUGAAGCUCCGCCUCCUUGACCUGGAGAACAUCCAGAUUCCAGAAGCUCCACCCCCAAUUCCCAAAGAGCCUAGCAGUUAUGACUUUGUUUAUGACUGCAAUUAACCACACCGUGAAUCCAACAGUUUCGUAUUCAGACUGCACGGAACCUUGAAGACAAAACUGGAUCAAUUACUUUUUUCCUUGCUGUUCUUUCUACACAGACUUUUUGAGAAGUUUGAUUUAAUUUAUUUGAAGCACUUACAUUUUCCUGUGAGGCCUUUGGAACUAUCACAUCAUGUCAUGUCACUGGACUGGUAAGACCAGCUGCCAUGAAGCCAAAAGGUGUGUGUGUGUGUGUUGCCUCUAUAUGAACUCUUGGCAUCUACAUGAGGGACCAUUACCAACCCCACUUCGAAUCUCCAAUGGAUUAGAAUUUAAGGUUGUUGUAAAAUGCAAUAUGGCUCUUACUUUAGGAACAGGAUCUGCAAUGAUAUCCUUACCUCAGCGUGUGACUUUUUCAGACUGCAGCUGAACACGAACAUCUCAUAGUUGUUUGUACAAGCAUGUCAACUGUGUCUCAGACUGAGAUUAGAAAUGUGAUUAUCAACUUUUGUUUUCACCAUUCUGGUGCCAUUGUAGCCCUGUCUCAAAUAGACUGUUAAAUCAAGCAUGUGUAGUUCCUAACUU
Molecule: messenger RNA, 1519 nt
Organism: Megalops cyprinoides (Indo-Pacific tarpon)
Lineage: Eukaryota; Metazoa; Chordata; Actinopteri; Elopiformes; Megalopidae
Product: engulfment and cell motility protein 1-like
Exons: 7
Coding region: 338-955 (205 amino acids)
Source: RefSeq, a predicted model, not a curated record